AUGCCUUCGACAAUUGUAAAACCAAAUCCACGAAAUGAUAAGACAAUGUUUACAAUAUUUCAAAAUGUUCAAUAUAAUAUUGUUCAUCACAGGAAGUAUGUGAAAGAAAUGACGAAACUUUAUAGAAAGACUAAAGCGGAUGACUUUAACGAAAGUUUUAAGAAUGCAUUAUUUUACCUCUUUACUUUUGGGGACACAAGUUCAAAUGUAGACCGUGUUAUUCAGUAUGUAGCAACAUUCUGUACAUCACUUGAUGAUGAGGAGGAGUUUCUUAUGUUUAUAUUUGAUAUUAUUUUCGAAUGUCAGUGUGUAUCGAGUCAGUCAGUAAGAUACCGAGCAACCCAGUUGCUGGCAGCCGUUCUAGGUGCACUUGGUGAGGAUGCAUAUUUGGAUGAAGACCUUUGUGACAAGCUCUUAAACUAUCAGUUGCAACGUCUCCAAGAUCCUCGUGGUGCUGUCAGAUGUAGGGCAGCAUUAGCCCUAAGUAGGUUGCAAAACCCAAGUGACCCAGAUGAUGAAGUAACCAGAGGUUACCGAUUCCACAUGAGCUGUGAUCCUAACUCCUCCGUUAGAAGGGCUGUAGUGAUGUCAAUAGCAAAAUGCACCCGGAAUAUCCCUUUUUUAUUGGAGCGCCUUUGUGAUGUUGAUGAAGCUGUAAGAAGAGCUGCAUUUCUAGUCAUAGCGGCUAUGAAUGUUACACAAUUAAGAGUUCGACAGAGAAUUCUUACAUUGAAGGUUGGUCUCACUGAACGCAGCCCGAGAGUGCGUCGUGUGGUAGAAGAGAUAUUAAUACCCACCUGGUUGAGUUCAUUCAAAGGCAACAUUAUAGACUUUCUAAAAGCAUUGCGUCUGGAUAAUUCAGACGACGAGAAAGAUUCGCAAUAUAUUGUAGAGAAGCUCUUGCAGUCACUUUUAAAACGUCUACCGAAAUCAGAGCUACUAGAAUGGCUGCCAAUUGACAAGUCACUCCGAGUUAUACCGGCUGACAAGUUGAACAAGGAAAUAGUCUGGUACUGGCGCCAACUUGCGGAGCAUUUCCAGAACAUCGAUGAUGAAGAGUCCCUCGAAACAAUUCUGCCUGAUCUAGUUGUACUAACUGGAUAUAUUAAAGCUAUAGUGGAGUCUCCUUGUCCCAAUAAGAAGGAUGACCCGGUGUCGUACAGCACUCGUCAGUUUGUACUAUAUGAAUUGGCGAAAAUGCUCCGGACUUACGACACUAGCGACCCUGCUAGCAGAGAUGCUCUACAGUCAUUGAUCACUGAUACCCUUACAGGCAAUCAUUUCAUAUGUAACUACGAUCCUCUGAGCGAGGACGUGAUCCGGGCGUUUGUAUCAGCCCUGGAAUUGGUGUUGCCAGAUGUUACGAGUCGAGUGGAACUUGUACGCAAUGUUCUGUCAACACUAAGGGAACCACCGGAAGUGGAGGAGGAAGUACCUCCGCCGACCUUGGACGAUAUAGAAGCAAAAUUACAGAGAGCCAAAUUGCGUGUCUCCUUAAAUGUGGCAAUCGAAGCUCAAGAUGAAGCUGUUAGACUUGAAAAUUAUACUCUUGCUGCUGAAUGCAAGGCUAAGGUUGCCGACAUCCAAAAAAAAUUGGAGGAAUUAACAGUUCAAACAAAACCAAUAGAGCCAUUAAAUACAAUCAAGGAAAAGAAAUGUGAUGUGACAACAUUAAAUAAGUGUCUAAUUAUACUAAAUGCAUUAUUGGACACACCACAACUGAAAAAUUUAACACCAAUGUUAAAACAAAUGUUCAGUGAGCUAGAAGUUGAAAUAUUUUCAAAGUACGAGCUAUUGACCAACGCUCUUGAAACGGUUGCACUAUUCAGCAUGUUGGAUGAAGAAUUUGCAAUAAAACAUAAAUCAUUUUUCUUUGCUAAUUUAGGUGAUUCAGCAAAGGAAUCAACAGUGUGUAAAGUGCUUAAGUGUUUAUUUGACCUGUUGUGUGUACACGGAGCUUAUGUGUUUGGAGAUAAUACUGAAACCAUCGAGACUUCCACCAACAGAUCUAAUGAUUCCAUAAAUCCUGAUGAAUCUGCAUUGGUAUCAUCUCAAGCAAACAGCAACAUUAUUGUUUUACUUACUAAGUUGAUAGAUAGCGCCUACCCAUCAUAUAGACUGAUAACAGUAGAGGGUCUAUGCCGUCUGAUGUAUUUAGAAUAUUUAGACUCUCCUUAUGUACUUAGCAAGUUAAUAUUACUCUGGUUUAAUCCAGUUUCAGAGGAAGAAGAUGUAUUACGACAGACUAUAGGCAUUUUCUUCCAGACGUUUCCUAGUGCUGUCGAAAAUGCCCAAUACCAAAUACAAAAAGCUAUGAUACCAACACUACGUGCUCUGUGUCGUGCGCCCGCUAGUUCUCCGAUUUCUGAGAUCGACCAGGAGGCAGUAGUGAAGUUUUUUGUUUCACUCUCAAAAGUCAGCUCAGAGUUGUCAGACAGCCAGGGUGCUAUGGCGAUGACACUAUGCGAGUAUCUCGUACGUAAACCGAGGAGUUAUGCUUGUAGUCUUAUUUGUCGAGCACUAUCACUUCUAUCGCCGCCCAAAGACGCUCGCGCUGCUGCUGAUAUGGCCGUUAUGAUCAAGGAUCUCUGUCUGAAAUUACACGAUAGGCCAUCCUGUAGGAAUCUGACGCGUUAUCUCGGUGCCCUGGAGGCGUUGGAGAAGAGUCAUAUCAAUAAAAUAACGAAUAUAGCUCAACCUUUAGCUCGUAGUACCCACGUGGUUAUUAACGAGACUGUUCAAGAAGAACCAGAAAUUGAAGAAACCUCUUCUGGUGAAACUACAGCCGACACUAUUUCUAGGAUAACUGAAGAAAAUGAAAAUCAAACUGAAGAUAUGACGGCCGCUAAGCAAACGGAGACAGAUGUUCCUGAAAGGGAGGACACUGGAUCAGACAGUAGUGCUGCGUCGCCUGUUAAGAAAGCUAAAAUUAUCAAAGACAAGAAAAAGAACAUCCUAUCAAAGAAAGAUAUGGAUUCCCGUAAACAAAAGCAACCGAGAAAUAAGAAUAACGAAGAAGAUAAAGAGCCGGGAGUCAAACGUAGUUCACGAUCAACUACAGUCGCUCUAAGAGCUCAAUCUUUAAAUCGCAGUAACCACGUGGUUAUUAAUGAGACUGUUGAAGAAGAACCAGAAAUUGAAGAAACCUCUUCUGGUGAAACCACAGCCGACACUACUUCUAGCAUAACUGAAGAAAAUGAAAAUCAAACUGAAGAUAUGACGGCCGCUAAGCAAACGGAGACAGAAGUUCCUGAAAGGGAGGACAGUGGAUCAGACAGUAGUGCUGCGUCGCCUGUUAAGAAAGCUAAAAUUAGCAAAGAGCGCUCGUCCCGGAGUAUUAGCAGCAAAGACAGUUCUAUGUUUGAUUCUGACACCACAGAAUUGCACACCAUCAUCUACGAUGAACCAGUGCAACAAGAACUUCUAGAUGACUCAACUGAGUUUAUGGACAGCAGACUAUUGUCCAGAAAUAACGUCACUGUUCCUGAAACUCCGGAGGGAAGUGAAGAGUCCGACUCUGAUAUCGAAGUUGACGUACAUAAAAGAAAAAGGGAGGCGUAA
Molecule: messenger RNA, 3561 nt
Organism: Danaus chrysippus (African queen)
Lineage: Eukaryota; Metazoa; Arthropoda; Insecta; Lepidoptera; Nymphalidae
Source: the annotation of a GenBank genome assembly